UGCCUGGCAACACUAAAACAAUAGCCUGUUGCGCAUAAAAUGGAAAAUAUUUGCGAUUAAUUAGCAAUUAACAGCAGUAAAUAAACUGCAGCACGGAAACAAAAGUAUUUGAAACGUAAAUUACAAAACAAUUAAGAUAAACAAAAGGCAUCAACAGCUGUAACAUAAGCAAAUGAAGCAGGCGAAAGCAAAGCAACAACGAGAGCUACAACAACAAAAAGCAAGUCGCGCACUGCUCAAUAAAAUUUAUUUUUGUGUUUAGACCUCUGCAAGUUCUCCGCCAGCUUUGUGCUGUCCACAAGUGUGAGCUCGUUAAUGUGAGUGCGUGUAUCUGUGUCUGUGUGUGUCUGUGAGUGUAUAAAAAUAUUUAAACAAAAUCUUCGGCGCAGACAGGGUAAGAAGAGGUCGCGCAGAUCGGACAAUCAAAAAAGCAGACAGAUAAACAACAACAUCCCCCACCCCCUCAGCCACAGUAUAGACCCAGUGGCAGUGCCAGCAAAUUUUUAAAUCGUACGGUGACGGCGACGGCGCGAGGUGUUCGAGGUCAGUUCAGUCAUUUCGCGUACGGCCGUGUUAUAUCGUCCAAACGUCUCCCGCCCCUCGUAUGCUGCGCAUCAACGACUUCGCCACCCGCAGCAGCCGUUUGCCGCACGCGCGACGAUUUUGAUGCUCGCUCACGCUCAGAUCUAAAAAACAAUAGCGCCAGCAAACACCGAAAAAAAGCUUAAAUCAAAAACAAAAGCAACAGUAACAAAAAAGGCCUGAGUGCAAACAGAACGAAAUUAACGACGACAGACUCACGCGGAUUGUGUUUUUAUUUUUUAUUGCUCAGCUGAUAAGGCGUGUGCACACGGCUGAUAAAUAUCAAAAACCAGAAACGGCUUAAACAUUAUUGCAAUAAUCAUAAUAAUAAUUAUAAUAACGUCAAGUGCGAAUGCGCCCUCAAUUCGUAUGCCACCAACAUCCGCACUCAUACACACAAUCAUCCGUACAUUAUCAUCAUACCCAUACGCCGUUCCAAACGCCAGGCAGUGACGUCAGUCGGCUGGAUCGUUAUCGUUAUAAAAAAAUGGUGAUACCGGGGCCCGAGCCCGGCAGCGUUACGGCUGCUGCUACUGCUGGCUUCAACCGUACACCUCUAGCGGAGUUGGGGGCCGAUACACGCCGCCAGCUGGCAUGCAUGCUAAAUCGCAAAAAGGUGCUACGCUCCGAGGAGGGCUACGAGCGCGACUGGCGCGGCAUAGCCUCGCUGGCGGGACAACGCGACUACAUCGAUGAGUUUGCCAACAUGCCGAUGGAUCUGGUGCUGAACAGCUGGAUACGACACAAUCCACAGACAGCCGAGGUGGGCAAACUGGAGGAGUAUUUAGGCAUUAUAGAUCGCUGGGAUGUGCGCGAUGAUAUACAGGAGAACCUGAUCAAGGACACAAAUCUUUAUAAUGUCAAGCAACAAAAGCUCGAGCAGCUUGGGCUGGUUCCCAGCAGCGCCAAGCCUUUGCUGGAGAAGAAUAACAACACUUUGGGACAGGAUGUCAAUAUACUAAGCUGCGAUGAUCAGGAGAGCCUGCAGAAUCGUCAGCCCUUACCUAAAUAUAAUGCCUGUGUGCUGUAUGCGGAGGCGGAUCUCGAACAUGCCACCGAAAUCAUGAAGAAUCUAGAGUCUCCACGCUACAAUUUCAAGCUAUUCUUGCGGCAUCGUGAUAUGCUAUCUGGUGUGCCCUUUGAGCAUGUGGAGCUGUCGCAGUUUCUCGCCACACGCUGCAAUCAUUUAAUAGUUGUAUUAACCGAAGAAUUUGUCAAAAGUCAUCAGGAUGUAUUUGUAGUUAACUUUACGCAAAAGCUGCAAAUUGAGAACCGUUCACGCAAAAUUAUACCCAUAUUGUAUAAUCCCAAUAUGGUUAUACCACAGACCUUAGCUAUCUACACACAUAUCAAGUAUACGGCCAACUCGAGCCUUUUCAACUUCUGGGACAAACUGGCGCGUUCGUUGCAGGACGUCGAUGCAGUGUCCAUUUACAGCAAUCAGCAACAGCCUUACACACCUACGACACCCGAAGUGGCUGCAAUGCCGGAAACGCCGCGCAUUAUGCUCAAUGAUACGGAUGUGACUGAUCUGCCCGAUUACAAAUUACCGGAGCCAAAGAAAAUGACGUUAGUUGGCGCCACCAGCACACCGCUGCCAGAGUCUAAGCAGCGCAUGAAGGAUAAAUUUCUGCAGAAGCUCAACUUUAGCAGCUCGCCACGCAAUGGCAGCACCGCCAAGCCGCUGAAGCAUGCGCACUCGAUUAGCGUCAUCAAUAUACAGGAGCGUGAGCGCACGCUUAGUGCCAGCAGCUCCAAUCUAUCGACUACCUCGGAGAGCAAGAAGCGCUCCAACAAAUGGAGUUCCAAGUUGCUCAAGAAAUUUACACGCAGCAGCAGCAAACUACAAACGCCUUGCUAAGCAAUUAAGAAAGAAAGAAGAAUUUUCCCAGUUAAAGUCAUCGCCAUUGACCCCUGCUCACCUUCCAUAAAUUGUAGUGAUUUCGUUAUAUAAUCUAAACUAAGCCUAAUGCAAGUCAAGCAAGCAAGCAACUAACUUAAUAAUUUUUAUAUAGACGCACUUGUUAAAUUAUAUAAGCCCACAACGAAUAAAGACAAUAUACAUAUGAUAUAUAGCCUGCACACAUGCAUACAUGCAUAUAUACACACAUAUAAAGACAAUAAUCAAUACGCGUUGAAUGUUAGCUCAACUAAAACCAUAUGUACAAACAAAAAUUAAAUGAAAUGAAUGAAAGAAUGAAAACAGCACAGAGAACAGCACAGCAAAACAAAUUGAGAAUUGUAAGGUUAAAUGUGCAAUAUAUAGAAAGAUACGCAUAUACUGAGACAGUUGCUAAUCGAAACGUAUAUAGAGACACACACAUAUACAAGCACACGCAAUUAGUUGUUAGUCACGCGUUUGAUAAGUGACUUACUUAAUUCAAUUAAGUUCAACAAAUGCCGCUCAAUAAACGCUCCACGCCCAGCCUGCCCCCCUUCUGGGUGCUUGGAACGCUUGUCAACACUCCAGUCUGAACCAGACUGCAGAUGAUGUAUAACUUGUACGCGUUAGAUAGCGUUAGAAAUUGUGUGAACCACUUUCAAAUGAAUAAUUUAUAUAUACUAGAUGCGUCUAAACUGCUGUGCAUAUAAUUAAAUGCAACAGGGCUGCA
Messenger RNA from Drosophila busckii, 3194 nucleotides. It is a transcript of the gene Myd88, whose product is annotated as myeloid differentiation primary response protein MyD88. Bases 935 to 2443 code for a protein of 502 amino acids. Gene Ontology annotation, cellular component: plasma membrane. The transcript has 5 exons. The record is from RefSeq and is a predicted model, not a curated record. Lineage: Eukaryota; Metazoa; Arthropoda; Insecta; Diptera; Drosophilidae. Gene Ontology annotation, molecular function: TIR domain binding; Toll-like receptor binding. Gene Ontology annotation, biological process: Toll signaling pathway; positive regulation of canonical NF-kappaB signal transduction; innate immune response.